Aureobasidium subglaciale EXF-2481 is the source of this 736-nucleotide messenger RNA. RefSeq lists its product as uncharacterized. Lineage: Eukaryota; Fungi; Ascomycota; Dothideomycetes; Dothideales; Saccotheciaceae. Bases 184 to 648 code for a protein of 154 amino acids. The record is from RefSeq and is a predicted model, not a curated record. The transcript has 2 exons.
GGAUCGACGUUGUUUUGCUCUAUCGCGGUGAAGAGGAUGAUAUAGAGAUGGUUGAAGCAAGUCUGUGUUUUGUCAAACUUGGUGCUGGCUGCUCGAUCUAGAACGGUGUGUCGGACUUUAGCUUUUGCCAACAGCUUCAGAGACAUUCCAUGUCAUCUUCUAACAGCUAAGCUGCUGGAUUCAAUGCGCCAGAGCACAGAAAGGCUAAUAUCACUGCGGACGAGGGUCGACAGCAUAUCGACCUCUUGCAUGUUGUACACAGCCACCGCCUUUUAUCCCUGGUGGCUGUGUGCUUUGUACUUUGUACAAGACAUGUGUUAUGCCCGGUGCAGCACUCGUUUAUUCCCGUACGUUCGGUGCAUCGAUCGUAGCUUCCGCUAUUCUGACUCGAAGACUACACCUUCCUAUUUGGCUCAAUGCAUGCUUCUCGAUCUCUGCUUUAUCCACCAAGACAUCACUCAUCGCAGUUUUGCAACAGUCGCAUCGAGAAAUACGCUGAGCAAAGCUAAGCGUUUAUCAGGCUUCAGCGAAAACUCUUUCCUCCACAAACCCAAAAGCCGCGCAGAAUUUCCACUUUCCACUCAAUCACCAGCCAAGAACUGCCAACAAGACGUACAAUGGCUGGCUGGCAAAAGGGAUGUGAGGUAAAAGCGCAAGCAAAACGUUAAUGCCGCUUCUGUGGAUCGAACACAGUGCCUCCAGAAUUCACUCGCACGAAAUGCAAGGGGGGACAGAA